UGCGUUGAUGGCAUUUGCUUCAGCGCCUUGCGUCUUGUUUCUAACUCCUUUGCAGCACGUCCUUGCUCGAAUCGUGUACUUCUCGUCGUCAAUCACGUGAUUUCGUGAUAGGGAAGUAGCUCGGUGAUAAAAGUUUAUGAUAUCAUCCAAGGAGGGCGCGAUGUGCGACCAAGAAGUUCCUUUUUUCUCACCUCAUAACAUUGCGCCAAUGGAACCAAACGAGAAGAAUUUUAAUGACGACGGAUCCUCGAAUAACAACAACGGUAAUACCAAGAUAACGGACGACGAUUUUGCUCUAUCGGAUGAUGUUUUAUCAGAUUUGACAUCAUGGAUAGUGGAUAGCGCUGAAAGUCCGAACGACGAUCAGUUCGUGCCUCAAGUGGAAAAUUUGGUACAGUUUGACCAAGAAGGCUCGAAACCUGAUUCCAAAGUACCCGAGUGUUCAAACGGACCAAAUGGACGAACUGCAACUUCAGAGGGAAGUAUCAACAUCCCUCUUACCCCUUUACACAUCAGUAAUCAAUGCGAUGACGUAUUUCCUUCCGAAGUUCCCCAAGGUAUCAGUCCAAGUGGAAGCAAUCCGUGCCCGCCUCAAGAUUUUCAUUCUAUUCCGCCUGAUCAAAGACUACCUCAAGGAUCAUCGUGUUUUUCAAGACCGGAGGCAUGUUAUCAAAACAACGACCCCAGCUUAGUGCCACAACAUGCUGAAUGGCAUCGGUCUGCUGCCAGGGAUUUGCAAAAUUUUGCUGCUCGUACAAGAUUAUCCCAACAACGAAAUAUCCAAGCACCCAAUACUUUGGAAUUCAGCAGAAGCAGAAUAAAUGGCGUUGAAAACAGCCCACAAUCUUAUCCUAGUCCUUUUCAUUCCCCGGGCUUUUCAGGAUAUAGCGCUUCCCCGCUUAGCGAAUGUGGUUCAGGAGGAAACGGGUUCGAUUUGAACAAUAACGAACAUCCUGCUAACCGUGGACGCUCUUGCAGUGCGGAAUUUUAUAGGCAUGGAGUUGCGGCCUCGUACGGUGGUGUUUAUCCGAAGCAUUUUGAAAAACAACUACCUCAGCGUGAACUUGAAAUGGCCGAAAAUACUCCACCCCAUACAAACUUUGCAGAACCGCCACCUCUGUCCCAUUUGCCAGUAUCGGGGAUAGGCGAUGGUUGCAACCCGGCGACUAAUGGUAAUCAGAACACUAACAACAAUGCGAUCAAGUCGCCUUCAGAAAUGACAGUUCCCUGUAAUCAGAAAAUGUUUUCUGGUCGUGGUCCACACGCAAUCUGGGCCCACAACCCACAGCAGUUCCAUCGCGGUCCCAUGCCAUAUCAAUCUGCGUGUAAUGCGGCUCAGUGUACGCCCAAUGUGACGACGUCACCGGCAGUUCCCAUGAGGCCGCCAACACGAACACAAACGGAUUUCAAAGCUCCAGAGCCCUGGAGUGGUCCUCAACAACAGACGCAUUGUGUCAGUAAUAAUCCCGUACCUCAAGACGCUGCUCUGAGAGAAAGAUUUCGUCAGUAUUCAGAAGAACCUUAUCAAGGGUAUAAUGCACAGCGAUAUCAGUCGAUGGACAACCCAGCAGCACAUCAUGGAGGACAACCAUAUCACCCUCGACUAUGGCGUCAUAAUUCCGCACCGGUAUUUCCCGCGGUUUCGCCAGGAUACUCAUCACACCAUCCAGUGACAGGAUUUCAUAAAGUUGCUGUGAAACAGGAGAGUUUAUGUUCUGUCAGCGAUGUGCAACCUUAUCCCACGCCGAUGCCAGCACCUCCUGUCAAAGUUGAAUCCUUGGGCGAAGAUGUUCAUGGCUUUGGUUUUGGCCAGCAUCAUCCAGGAAUGUUUCAGACGGGAUACACUCAUCCCGGGUCGAAACAUCACCCACUUUUGAAGCGACAUCUUACCACUGACGCCAUCAUGUCGUCAAGGGGACGAAUGCAUCCGCCGACGAGUCUCCAUCCACCGUUGCGUCCUUCUGAAUCGGACCCCGGACAUCAUCUGCCUCCACCACCCACCCCUGUAAGCCAAAAAGACUCGACGCCACAACCAACGAAAGAGUCAAAAACAAAGACAGGUGGAAACGAAAAACCAAAAUUGAGUUCAACCGACCAAAAAUCGUCACCAAACGUCAACAACGAUAAAAAGACGUUUGCUCCGCCUCCCUCGCCGAUGCCCAGAGAACGUAAUGCAUCUGGAGAUCCGGCUACUGAAGGUCUUUUCCAUUGUCCGUCCGAUGCACUUGUACCGGAUAUGAAUGGAGCAAGUGAAGUGAGGGAAUCAGGGACCCCAUAUCACAGACGUGGAAGUCUACAGUUAUGGCAGUUUCUUGUCGCAUUACUUGAAGAUCCUUCGAAUCAACAUUUUAUUACAUGGACUGGAAGAGGACUUGAGUUCAAGUUAAUUGAACCCGAAGAGGUUGCAAGAAGAUGGGGAAUUCAGAAGAAUCGACCCGCAAUGAAUUACGAUAAAUUGAGCAGAUCGCUGAGGUAUUAUUACGAGAAAGGAAUAAUGCAAAAGGUCGCGGGUGAGAGAUACGUCUACAAAUUUGUUUGCGAGCCAGAUGCAUUGUUCUCCUUAGCAGGCCCACUUGCUCCUCCAGAGAGAUGUGUCUCAGCAUUUGGGAUGGGGUCACAUCAUCCGUACCAAAGUCACCCUGAUUUUCAUAAGUUCGGACCCCCGACGCACCCUCUACAUCGACACAUGUUUACACAUAUGUAUGAUCAAGAAAACAGGGGCCACAUGUACCCAUGUCCUCCCCCUUCGCCCUAUUCACAUAACCAGGACAUGCAUAUGCCACAGAUACCUCACGGGGGUUCACAUGACCACCGCAUGCAUAAUAUGCCACAUCCUAUGAUACCGCCACGACAGCGAAUGCCACCACAGAUGAGGCGUCACGGCGCACAGACGCCCAUUCACGAAGAUCGACAGGCGCCGCCAAUGAACCAUCAGCAUAUGCCACCAACCCCAGGACCCACGCCACUUCCAAGGCCCAGCCAGGAUAAAAGUCAUCAUUAAAUUUUACUUUUUAUAUUUGAAUCUUUCAAACAAGUGGCCACUGAUACGUACAGAGCUUCUAUGAAGCAAAAGAAAGGGUUUCAGCACUUGCGAAAAGCUUUGAAAUUCUUCCUGAUCUGUUAUUCGUUUUCAUGCUGAAUAUAUUUUCAAUUUUUUUUUAUUAUAUUUUUUCAUCGUCGCUUUGUACAUUAAAAUAAUUUUCCAAUAAUUUCUGUUUAUUAGAUAUCAUUACUAUAAUUUCAGCGUAUAUGUUAUUUUUUUGCGCGUCGAUCUAUAGAUUUUUCUAUGGAAGAUACCAUUUUUGUUCAAGUUUCAUUUUUUAUCAUAAUUUUUAAAAGUAUAAUGAAGAAAAAAGACUCAAUUUUCCAUCCUUCACUGUCAAAUAUACUUCCCGCUGGCCACGCAUGAUAAAAUACUGAUUUUUCCAUCAUUUUCUGUCGAAUAUACUUCCCGCUGGCCACGCUUGAUAAAGUGCGAGUAAAUAUUAGGACUGGUUGACCAAGAUUUAUAUUUGACUUCGGUGAAUUUGAUUCGCAUAACAGUGUUGUUAAUUUGUGGUGCCAUAAAUGACAUUUACCAUGGUAGUAGUUCCAGUCAUGCUACAUUCACGUUUGAGCCAAGGCGUUAAUAUUUUUCAGAAGAUUUACAGUAUAUUUUUUCUUGUUUUCUCGAUGCUGCAUUGAACGAAUUUUACGUAAUUAUUGAAUACUGCCCUGUAAAAUACAUUUUUGAAUAAAAGUUCGCGCCAAAUA
This is a messenger RNA of Styela clava, 3753 nucleotides long. NCBI's taxonomy places the organism in Eukaryota, Metazoa, Chordata, Ascidiacea, Stolidobranchia, Styelidae. The record is from RefSeq and is a predicted model, not a curated record.